Molecule: messenger RNA, 222 nt
Organism: Penicillium canescens
Lineage: Eukaryota; Fungi; Ascomycota; Eurotiomycetes; Eurotiales; Aspergillaceae
Exons: 1
Coding region: 1-222 (73 amino acids)
Source: RefSeq, a predicted model, not a curated record
AUGGGGAGUUAUGGACUGCGCGCAAAUGAUGGCAGAAACAUCGUCAUCGUGAUGAUGGCAGUCUUUGGGACCAUUGCCAUGAUCUCGACAGGUCCUCGGAUUGUAUCUCGGAUAAUGAGGAACCUCAGCUUGGGGCUGGAUGAUUACUUCAUGGUGAUUGCGGGUGAGCUCUCGAGCGAUACUGUGCAGAAAGCCGUAACCGAUCAAGCUCAUAGUGUAUGA